ACGUCCCGCCGCCCUUGGAGCGCUGCGUGCGCAAAGAAGGCGCCGCGGAUCAUGCUGGCCUCGCCCGCGUUCCGGCUCCUGAGUCGGACUCGUCCUGGGCGGCGGGGAGGGCUGCAGGCGGCGGCCGGCAGGGCUUUGUGCGCCGCGGCCGGGGAAGAGGAGAGAGCCGGCCAAGGACAGCAGCAGCGCCCGCCCUUGGAGCCCGGCCUGCUGGAGAUCCUGGUGUGCCCCUUGUCCAAGAAGCCGCUCAGGUAUGAAGAAUCCACCAAUGAAUUAAUUAACGAAGAGCUGGGCAUCGCUUAUCCCAUCAUUGAUGGCAUUCCUAAUAUGAUACCUCAGGCAGCAAGGAUGAUCGGCAAGGAGAACCAAGGAAAGGAAUCUGAACAGACCUAG
Eublepharis macularius is the source of this 393-nucleotide messenger RNA. It is a transcript of the gene PYURF, whose product is annotated as PIGY upstream open reading frame. The coding region runs from base 52 to 393 and encodes 113 amino acids. The record is from RefSeq and is a predicted model, not a curated record. The transcript has 2 exons. NCBI's taxonomy places the organism in Eukaryota, Metazoa, Chordata, Lepidosauria, Squamata, Eublepharidae.